Spinacia oleracea (spinach) is the source of this 2028-nucleotide messenger RNA. RefSeq lists its product as uncharacterized. NCBI's taxonomy places the organism in Eukaryota, Viridiplantae, Streptophyta, Magnoliopsida, Caryophyllales, Amaranthaceae. The coding region runs from base 1 to 2028 and encodes 675 amino acids. The transcript has a single exon. The record is from RefSeq and is a predicted model, not a curated record.
AUGGCGGCGGAUGGAGCGUUACACACAAAACCCAAAAGGGUGUCAUCAUCAUCAUCAUCAUCAACAACAACAACAAAUCAAACCCAAAAUAACAAAAAGAAGGCAAGUAAAUUCUACUCUCAUUUCAUGUUCAAAGCCAUAAUCAUAGCAAUUUUCCUAGUUUUAAUCCCCCUUUUCCCAUCUGAAGCUCCCGAUGUUAUCAGCCCAUCAAUUUUUUCACGAUGGUGGGAGCUUCUUCACUUAAUUUUUGUGGGAAUUGCUGUUUCCUAUGGUUUAUUUAGCCGUAAAAACGUUGAUUCUGACCCUGAAAUCGCCUCUAAAUUUGAUACUGCUCAAUCUUAUGUCUCUAAAUUGCUUCAAGUUCCUUCUGUUUUUGAUGAUGAUGUUGAUAGCCCAACUGGGUCCGAUGAUCUUACUAAUACUAAUAAUAGUAGUAAUAACAAUAAGGUACAAACAUGGAGUUCACAGUAUUAUAGAAACGAACCUGCACUUCUAGUAGCUAAUAAUCGUUCUGUAGUGAAUGAAAAUACUAAUAAAAUGGGGGCCGGCGAAAUUCCCCUGUUGUUGCCUGUAAGAAGUUUGAAAUCUCGGGUUUCAGAUGGAGAUGGUGAUGGAUUGGUUGAUUCUGGGGUUUCUAGGGUUUAUGCUAGAUCUAAUUCUAUUCACAAUAUUACGGAAUUCUCUAAUGAUUCAAGGAGAAAUGGUAGAAAUGAUGAGGAUUCUGGGGUUUCUAGAGUUCAUGCUAGAUCUAAUUCUAUUCACAAUAUUACGGAAUUCUCUAAUGAUUCAAGAAGAAUUAGUAGAAAUGAGGAGGAUUCUGGGGUUUCUAGGGGUUAUACUAGAUCAAAUUCUAGUGUGAAUUUGAAGGGAUUAGUGAAUGAUUCUAAGAGGAUGAGCAGGAAUGACAGUGGGAAGUCUCGAACCUCGGUUCGUGGUGAAUUUGGGUCUGCUAAUGGGGAUGGUGAGGUUUCUAGGUCAUUGAGUAGAACCAGUUCAGACUCGAGUUCACGGGGUUUUCCGAGGAUUUCAAGGAAAUCUUCUGGUGGGGAUUAUGGAGGAUUGGAUGAUGAAGGUGUUGGUGAAGUUAAAGAAACGAAUGUGCUACCAUCUCCAAUUCCAUGGAGAACAAGGUCAGGGAGAAUUGAAGUUAACAAGGAAUCCUCUGAUUCUUCUUUACAUUCAUUGCCACCAUCACUUGAGGAAAGUGGUGCUGCUCAGUUGUUGAGAUCACAGUCCUCGUUGUCAUCUCGAUCAAGUUCACCGAAAAGACUAUCUCCUUCACCAUCGUUGUCAUCGGAAUCCAUAGCUAAAAGUGUUGAAGAUUAUGGGAGAAGGAAGCUUGUUUAUAGUUCCCAUCUUCCACCACCUCCUCCACCGCCACCACCACCACCUCCAUCGAGUCAUAGAACACACAUUGUGAAAUCGUAUUCUAGCAAGGACAAGGAAGAAACUUCCAGCCCGCGCAAGGAUUUCAAACGAAGUAUAUGGAGUGAACCAAAGGAAAUAGUAGGCAGAGCAAAUAGGGAGGAACAACAACUGGACAGAAGUAAUACUACUGGGUUGGACACAAAAGCUAGAAAUAGCAUUGAUAGUUCAUCAUCUGUUGGGAAAUCUGUUAGAACUUUUAGAGCUGAUGAGAUGAUGUCAACAAGAAAAACCCGAGAAAUUGAGGAAGAUGACAGAAGAUCGGAGGAUAUUGGAUCUGAAAAUCAAGAGAGAAUAACUCCCGGGUACAAUCCAGUGUCAAGGGUAUCUUUCUCAGACUAUCCAAAGGAAACUAGGGAUUUUCUUGAACAGGUUCUGGUGGGAAGUGAUGAUGAUUCUGGAAGCGAGGAUGAACAUUAUGUUGAAGAACGAGUGGAAACUGCAAAGGUUGGUGAAGCGCCUUCUGAUAAUGUCGAUGAAGGGCCUGAUGUUGACAAGAAAGCUGAUGAGUUUAUUGCCAAAUUCAGAGAGCAGAUCAGACUUCAGCGAAUUGAGUCUAUCAAGAGAACAGCUGGGCAACUUAAAAGAAGCUCUUUGAGGUAA